Messenger RNA from Paramecium tetraurelia, 975 nucleotides. RefSeq lists its product as uncharacterized. The record is from RefSeq and is a predicted model, not a curated record. Gene Ontology annotation, cellular component: cytosol. Lineage: Eukaryota; Ciliophora; Oligohymenophorea; Peniculida; Parameciidae. The transcript has a single exon.
AUGGGCAAUUGCGCAACCUGUGAUGAUCCAAAUCAAUAUGAAUCUCGCAAUGAACUCAAACCAGCAAGGAAGGUACCUGACAAUUAAGAAAACUCGAAUGUCAAACCAAAAUCAUAACAAUCCUCUCAAUUAGUUCAACACAUUAGAUCCGAUCUCAAAACACUAACUUCUAUGCUUGCUAUAUGUAAUUCAUUCACUCUAGAAGCAUUAAAUAGGGUUGGUCCCUAUUAAUACGACGACCCAACUGAGGAUAUAUUCGCCCUCCCUUAUUCUGGAGUGUUGGAAAUUGAAACUAAUGUGUACUACGAAGGACAGUGGAAGAACGGGAUGAGAUAAGGCAGAGGCAAAUAGCAUUGGGCUGAUGGUUCUGUUUAUGAAGGUUACUUUGCUAAGGAUAUGGCUAACGGAAAAGGAAGGUUGAUUCAUGCUGACGGAGAUGUCUACAUUGGAGAAUGGCUCAAUGACAAGGCUCAUGGCAAAGGAACCUACUUUCAUAAAGAUGGAGCAUCCUAUGUAGGAGAGUGGUUUGAAGAUAAAUAACAUGGUUUUGGAUUAGAAAAAUGGGCUGAUGGAGCCAUGUAUGAAGGUGACUAUGAUAUGGGUUUAAAACAUGGAAUUGGUACAUUUACUUGGAGCGAUGGUAGUACUUACACUGGAGAGUUUGCUCUCAAUAAUAUUCAUGGAAAAGGAGUUUAUAAAUGGGCAGAUUUUAGGGAGUAUACUGGAGAUUGGAAAGACAAUAAAAUGGAUGGAAAUGGUAUUUUCACUUGGAAGGAUGGUAGAAAAUAUAAAGGAUAAUAUUUCGAUGAUAAGAAGCAUGGUUUCGGUGAGUUCUUUUGGCCAGAUGGCAGAAUGUACAAAGGAUUUUGGAAGGAUGGAUAAUAACAUGGUAAAGGAGUGUAUAGAGGAAGUAAUGGCAUUGAAAGAGAAGGAGAAUGGGAAGAUGGAAAGAAGAUAAGAUGGCUAGAUGAAUGA